AACAGAGCGACAUCGACAUAGAAAAAGAGAGAAAGAAAGUGACGAAGACAGAAAGCGUGUGUCCUGCCAUCCAGCCAUGGAAGUUGAAAACGCCAACAAGAAUCCUCACGCCGCGCAGGAGCAGCAGGCAAGCCCGCUGAAAAAAAUCAUCCUCGUCGCCUCCAUUGCCGCCGGAGUCCAAUUUGGAUGGGCCCUACAACUCUCCCUCCUCACUCCCUACGUCCAGCUCCUCGGCGUCCCCCACACCUGGGCCGCCUUCAUCUGGCUUUGCGGCCCCAUCUCUGGCUUGCUCGUCCAGCCCAUCGUCGGCUAUCACAGCGACCGUUGCACUUCCCGCUUUGGACGCCGUCGCCCCUUCAUCGCUGCUGGCUCCGCCCUCGUCGCCGUCGCCGUCUUCCUCAUUGGCUACGCUGCUGAUCUUGGACACCUCACUGGAGACUCCCUUGAGAAGGCCACCAAGCCCCGUGCCGUCUCCGUCUUCGUGGUCGGUUUCUGGAUCCUCGACGUCGCCAACAACACGCUGCAAGGGCCAUGCAGGGCCCUCCUCGCCGACAUCUCGGGAUCCGACCCGAAGAGAAUGCGGACUUCCAACGCGCUGUUCGCCUUCUUCAUGGCUGUCGGAAACAUCCUCGGUUACGCCGCCGGGGCCUACAACAACCUCCACAAAAUGUUCCCCUUUACCAAGACCAAAGCCUGCGACAUCUACUGCUCCAAUCUCAAGAGCUGCUUCUUCCUCUCCAUCGCCCUCCUCAUCACCCUCACCGUAUUGGCCCUCACCAUCGUCAAGGAAACCCCCGCCGACGUCGCUCCAGACGAGCCGGAGGAGGAGUCAACGACAGCUCGAAAGGUGCCCUUUUUUGGUCAAAUGAUUGGGGCAUUCAAGGAGUUGCAGAGGCCAAUGCUGGUGUUGCUUCUGGUGACGUGUCUGAACUGGAUUGCGUGGUUCCCGUUCUUGCUGUUCGACACUGACUGGAUGGGAAAGGAAGUGUACGGCGGCCAGGUCGGUAAAGGGCGACUGUACGAUUUGGGGGUGAGAGCCGGUUCGCUCGGCCUCUUGCUAAACUCUGUCGUUUUGGGGUUCAUGUCUCUCGGGGUCGAGCAUCUCGGCCGUUGGGUUGGCGGGGUCAAGAGAUUGUGGGCUAUUGUCAACUUCUUGCUCGCCGUCUGCAUGGCCUUGACUGUUUUAAUCACUAAAUUGGCUGAAGCCAGCCGACACGGCCACAUCGGAGUUGAGCCGCCUCCGCCACCUGCCGGUAUCAAGGCGGGCGCAUUGUCUCUGUUCGCCGUGCUUGGCAUUCCUCUAGCGGUGACGUACAGUAUUCCCUUUGCUCUGGCUUCCAUAUUUUCCAGCAAUUCUGGUGCAGGCCAAGGGCUUUCUUUGGGAGUCCUAAAUCUUGCAAUUGUCGUACCACAGAUGUUUGUGUCCGUCGUAAGUGGACCGUGGGAUGAUUUGUUUGGAGGUGGUAAUUUACCGGCGUUUGUUGCCGGCGCGGUUGCUGCCGUCGCAAGUGGAAUGUUGGCUCUCUUUAUGCUACCGUCUCCGCCACCCGAUCUUCCGUCGAACAAAAAUGCAAGAGCUCCUGUUGUUGCCUUCCAUUGAUUUGCUUGCCCUACCUCUUAACUUCUUAAGAAAAAAAAUCGAUACUGUAUGCAUCCAAGCGUAAGCAGGAUAUAUUUAGUCGCAGUUUUUCUUCUUUUCUUGUAUUUAUUUCCGUCAAGGUUUUAUGUUUGUGAUAAAAGACGUCAAGGUUGAACGCCUAAAUCUUUAGCUUUGUAUAAUGAGGAAGAGCAUUUGAGUUUUCA
Messenger RNA from Pyrus x bretschneideri (Chinese white pear), 1803 nucleotides. Its product is annotated as sucrose transport protein-like. The coding region runs from base 77 to 1600 and encodes 507 amino acids. Gene Ontology annotation, molecular function: sucrose:proton symporter activity. Gene Ontology annotation, cellular component: plasma membrane; vacuole. NCBI's taxonomy places the organism in Eukaryota, Viridiplantae, Streptophyta, Magnoliopsida, Rosales, Rosaceae. The transcript has 4 exons. The record is from RefSeq and is a predicted model, not a curated record. Gene Ontology annotation, biological process: sucrose transport.